This is a messenger RNA of Bradysia coprophila, 826 nucleotides long. RefSeq lists its product as uncharacterized. The record is from RefSeq and is a predicted model, not a curated record. NCBI's taxonomy places the organism in Eukaryota, Metazoa, Arthropoda, Insecta, Diptera, Sciaridae.
GAUAAGUCCGUUGGUAUAUACUCGUUGAAGAUAACAAGUUUUUCAAAUUAAUUUACACGUCAGGUAUUAUUUGCAGUUACAGUGUUGGGAAUCCACGUAUACACACAGUGAAUCAUGGUGGUCGCGAAAAAAUUAGCCAUCUCUGUUGCUACAGUCCUAUGCAUUAUAUUCCAAAUCACAAACAUCGCACAGGCUAUUUCCUACGAUGACUUUCUGCAGAGCAUAGACGAUGCUGUGGCAAGUGAAAUGAAAAGUGACGGGUUUAAAGCGUCAAAGUUACCAGCCGAAGUUCUACAACUACUGAAGGAAGAACUGUUCGAGAAUCGAGUGCUUAAGAAAUUUGCAGACACUUCAAAGGCCGAAUUGACAAAGCUACUCAUCGCAGACAUGAAGUCUCGCAAAGAGUAUUACAAAACGAACAAAAAGAUCUUCAAAUCUUUCAUUAUAAAAGCCAUGGAAGCAGAUUUGAAGAACUACCCGGACGAAGACUCUGGCCUGAAUGCCGCUGAUAUUCGCUUUCUCUCACUAAUGACCACAGAGGCUGUAGAUGAUAUUAUCGAAGAAGUAAUCGUCAAGAAAAACGCUCCCCAAGACAACAAUUGGAAUGUGUUCACAUUAUUGGAUACGUUUAGAACCGUGUACUAUUACUGCAAGUAUCCGCAAGAAAUGGCUCCACUGCUAACCGAUCGAAUGCAUGUCGCAGUUAAGGAUUGGUUGGAUUCAACGGCUACGUGGGGCUCGUGGGGAUUUGAAAAUGCGGCUGGUGAUGGAAGUGAAGGUAUUAGCGAUUUGAAGCUUGAAUUGUAAUAAACGUUUUGCGGCGAUA